Messenger RNA from Eutrema salsugineum, 694 nucleotides. RefSeq names its product 40S ribosomal protein S15-4. Gene Ontology annotation, cellular component: cytosolic small ribosomal subunit; ribosome. The transcript has 4 exons. The record is from RefSeq and is a predicted model, not a curated record. Gene Ontology annotation, biological process: translation; ribosomal small subunit assembly. Gene Ontology annotation, molecular function: RNA binding; structural constituent of ribosome. The coding region runs from base 66 to 524 and encodes 152 amino acids. NCBI's taxonomy places the organism in Eukaryota, Viridiplantae, Streptophyta, Magnoliopsida, Brassicales, Brassicaceae.
GUUUGUCGUUUGCGCAGACACUGUUAAGAGGCUCUCUGGAUUGAAAGGUUUCAACAAUCUGAACAAUGGCUGAUGUCGAACCAGAGGUUGCUGCGGCUGGAAUCGUGAAAAAGAGAACGUUCAAAAAGUUUUCCUUCAGAGGAGUCGAUCUCGAUGCUCUUCUUGACAUGUCUACCGAUGAUCUUGUCAAGCUCUUCAGUGCUCGUAUUCGCAGAAGGUUCUCUAGAGGGUUGACGAGGAAGCCUAUGGCUUUGAUCAAGAAAUUGCGCAAAGCGAAAAGGGACGCACCGGCAGGUGAGAAGCCAGAACCAGUGAGAACCCACCUAAGGAACAUGAUCAUCGUUCCUGAAAUGAUUGGAAGCAUCAUCGGUGUAUACAACGGAAAGACUUUUAACCAAGUCGAGAUCAAACCGGAGAUGAUUGGGCAUUACUUGGCUGAGUUCUCAAUCUCGUAUAAGCCGGUUAAGCAUGGUAGGCCUGGUGUUGGUGCUACCAAUUCCUCCAGGUUUAUCCCCCUCAAGUGAAUUUAGCUCUUUAUACAGACCAGUCUUUGUUAUUCUACAAAACUGAGUCUUUCGUUUUGAUUUUUCUUUAUAACAUUUCCUCUGUUUUUCCCUUUCCUACUUUAGAUUUUGUCUAAAAACAAUUGUUCCUGCGUUUAAUAAUACAUAUAUAGCAUUCUUCUAAUAAUAUC